CACGUUGAACUUGCGCACAUCAUCUGGCGAACUUGCCUCUCUUCUAAACCACAGACAACCAAUUAUUAUUAGUUGUCAGCGGCUAAGCACGUCGGAAAUUUGGCGAGUAUGAUAAGAAUUGUGUGGUUUGUUAUAAAUAUAUGCUAUCAACACACUCAAGUAGGACUACAGAUUGCCCUGGCAUGGCCAGUCGAUACCAUUGUCACCGUCCUCCAACGCUAUUGUCUAAAGAGACUUCUAAUACCGAAAACUUCCAUUAUACGCCUGAAAGCAAGUUUCACAGUAAUCUCCUUCCAUAAUGUGUAUAUUAUUUUUCAAACUGGAUGUCAAUCCACCGACUGAUGGUUAUAAGUUAAUACUGGCAUCAAACAGAGAUGAGUAUUUAGAUAAGCCGACUAAACCGGCGUCCUGGUGGCAAGAUCAUCCUCAUAUUCUAAGCGGGUUAGAUAUGCGAAAAGGCCGAGUUGGUGGUACAUGGUUGGGCAUCUCCAAGGAAGGAAGGCUAGCGUCAUUGUUGAAUAUUUUACAACCUCAACUGGACCGGAAUGCAAAAGGAAGAGGUCCACUGGUCCGCAAUUUUAUUAAGAGUGAUGUAGAUUGUUUACCAUAUUUACAGGAGAUUGCGAAAGAAGGUCAACUUUAUAAUGGCUUUAAUUUAUUAGUAAUGGAUCUCCCCAGAUCCAAUUCGAUACCUCAGAUUGGUUACUAUAGCAACAUGAGUGGAAAGGAUCCUGAAUUAUUAACUCCAGGAAUCCAUAGUCUAUGCAAUGCAAUCAUUGAUAAACCGUGGAAAAAAGCCAUCGUGGGAAAAAGGAAAUUUGAAGAAAUUGUGAACAGUGCCACCAAACGCACAGAAGAGAAAUUAGUUGACCAAUUAAUUGAGUUUCUGAAUGAUGAUACUCCACAUCCAGAGCCCCAGAUCAACAUUCAGUGCAAUGGUGAACUGACACUGAAACAACAACAGGAACGAAGCGCUGUCUGUGUGAAGUCCCCUGACCUAAGAUGUGGCUCAAGGACAAAUACCAUAAUUCUGGUGAACGCUGCAAAUAAAGUCAAGUAUGUGGAACGAACAUUGCAGGAACCAAUUGACAUUGAGAAUUUAAAAUGGCUGCGAAAUAAUUAUGAUUUUAAUCUGAGUUCUGCUUCAUCCUCGUACUAAAGAAGUGUUAUGCAUAUUCCAAUUUUCAACUUUCAAUAAAAUAAAAUUUCUAGUAGGGUCUGCCCUUAUUACAAGUGCAAACCAAUUAAAUUUUGGUACAGAUGGGGAUGUGGUUACCAUGGAAACAUCAAUUUCGAGAAUGAUUUUAUCAAUGGAUUUACAUACAAUUUUCAGGAGAAAUCAUCCUCAAUAUGGACCAGUCGAAUUUAGAGAUUGAGAUGUGGUUGCCAUAUAAACAAUAAUGUUGGCAAUUUUACAUUUAUAACACAAACAAUUAUGAGAUAAUUAACAUUAAAUGUUGGUAGUAAUUUAAAUCGUGUUUUAAAGGGGGCAGUAAAAUUUAAAGCAGAAAA
Molecule: messenger RNA, 1512 nt
Organism: Saccoglossus kowalevskii
Lineage: Eukaryota; Metazoa; Hemichordata; Enteropneusta; Harrimaniidae
Product: transport and Golgi organization protein 2 homolog
Biological process (GO): protein secretion; Golgi organization
Cellular component (GO): Golgi apparatus
Source: RefSeq, a predicted model, not a curated record